Messenger RNA from Porites lobata, 318 nucleotides. Lineage: Eukaryota; Metazoa; Cnidaria; Anthozoa; Scleractinia; Poritidae. The record is from the annotation of a GenBank genome assembly.
AUGCGAAGGGAAGCUGUCUUACAUAAACCUCGACAUCACCUUACAAAUCGAAUUCCCGACAGACAGAGAGACCGCGCUCAAAUCGACGACAUUGUAUUUCAACAUCGCCAGCAGUACAGAGACCAAAGUGGAACUUUGUUUGAUGGAAAAGUGGAUUAUUUUCACUACCCAACUACGGCAGAAGAGCAGUUUUUGCCAAAAGCUAGCCCUCAUGAAGGAACAAUUGGAAGUUAUCCAAAUAACACAAAAGCAGCUUUGGAAUACGUCUAUGACAAGGAGAGAGGUCCUAAAGACUAUGAAUUGUGGCAUAAGGUUUAG